This is a messenger RNA of Fusarium oxysporum Fo47, 1770 nucleotides long. RefSeq names its product multicopper oxidase-domain-containing protein. Gene Ontology annotation, molecular function: oxidoreductase activity; copper ion binding. The transcript is spliced from 4 exons. Bases 1 to 1770 code for a protein of 589 amino acids. NCBI's taxonomy places the organism in Eukaryota, Fungi, Ascomycota, Sordariomycetes, Hypocreales, Nectriaceae. The record is from RefSeq and is a predicted model, not a curated record.
AUGACGACACCUAGAAUACUAAGCUUUGUUUUCCUUCUCUUGCUGUUCAGCUGUUUUGCGAACUGCCUGCGUCGGUAUAACUUCACUGUAACUAGCCAAUGGAGUGCUGCUGAUGGUCAUGGCCGACCUGUCUUUGCCAUCAAUGGGCAGACUCCUGGCCCGCUAGUUACAGCUGAAGAGGGCGAAGAGAUUGAAGUCUUCGUGGACAAUCAGCUGGCUACAGAGACUACCAUGCACUGGCACGGUGUGUAUCAAGUCGAUAGACCAUGGAAUGACGGCGUACCCGGAGUCACACAGUACUCGAUCCAACCCCGCGAUAAUUACACAUAUAGAUUCACUGUUCAGCAGCAGUACGGAAGUUAUUUCUACCACGGCCAUUUUGGUCCCGCUUUUGCGGAUGGACAAAGAGGGCCUAUUUGGAUAUCACCAGCAUCAUGGCGUCCACGGCCUUACAAAUCCAUCUCAUCAUCCUCGAGCGACAUCAAGGGCAUGCAGCGUGCGGAAGCAAACCCGAGACAUAUUGUCAUCAGCGACUGGAAUGCUGAACCGAUGGACAUACUACUUAUCAUGUACAGGGACACGAAUAUAGUUCCCUGGUGCAGCAACUCCAUCGUCUUGAAUGGAAAAGGCAGAACAUACUGCCAUUCGAAACAAGACAUUGAAGACUCUGGAGGACCUGGGAGAAAUGAUCUAGGCUGUUUGCUCCAGGAUAGGCAGGACAUAUACGCCAAUCCACAGAGUUGCAAAGCUACUAACGGGGAGCUUGAGGUCAUUAUGGCUGAGGAGGGCGAAGAAUGGGUUUGGAUCAACUUCAUCCAUUCUGGGGCACAUCAUGAACUACAGAUCAGUAUCGACGAGCAUGAGUUCUAUGUAGUUGCUGCAGAUGGAGAGUUUGUUCAUCCUCAAAAGGUCCAUGCUGCCAACUGUAAUCUUGGAGAGCGCAUCAGUAUACUGGUGCAUUUGAACCAGAAGCCAGGCGAUUACGCCAUAAGGCUGACGUCUCUUCGCGUCGAGCAGGUCAUUCAAGGCCUGGGUAUCCUCCGCUAUGCCUCUAAAGCGAAGGACCAGUCUGGUUUUGUUGUGCCCAACACCGAACCUUGGGUCCACCUCAACGGCACUCUAGUGUCAUCAUCAUUGACAGCUAUGGAUGAGACAAAGCUGGCCCCUUUUCCUGAGAGACCACCCCCUCGCACUGCGGAUAGCACUUUAAAGCUCUUUGUGAACAUGACUGGACCGGCUGCAUGGUCGCUGGGACUGGGGUCUCACCAGGCGUUUCGCCAGCAACUGCCCCCAUUGCUCUGGGAGGAUGAGUCUCGAGGUGAUACCACAUUUGGAAGUCAUGGGUCUCUCCUGAACGGAUCUGUUGUAGAUAUUAUCUUUGAGAAUGGAGCCAACGUCACGACUCAACACCCAUUCCACAAACAUAACCAUAAGGCUUGGAUCAUUGGUUAUGGGCAUGGUGGCUUCCCCUGGGCAACCAUCGAAGAAGCUAUCGAUGAGGGCGCCGGGAAGUUCUUUAACUUUGAAGAUCCUCCGAUUCGAGACGGAUGUAGGCUUGGGAAUGCUACAGGCGACUGGACUGUUAUACGGUAUCAGAUUACUUUCCCUGCAGCCAGCAUGCUGCACUGUCAUAUGAUUCACCAUUUUGGGGCUGGGCAGCAAUUGGUUCUUCUUGAAGGCGUUGAGUCAAUGGCCAAGAUUCCUCAGGAGGUCAAGAACAAAGUUCAUGCGGAUUUCGUACCAGAUCUUCGAUAUGGUCCAUUAGAUUAG